AGGAAACCCUGCAAACAUUAUCUCUAGAAGUAUUCCCCCCAAAAAGGCAGCUCCACACUGAAUGUAUUAAGCAAUGAAUGAUAAUAAUGUACACAUGUAGUUCACUCUUCAAGAUCUUAGACUUCUACCCUCCAAUUUUUGCCAACUACUGAUGUGUAUUUCAUUAUUUCUCUUGUGUCUUUCCAGUUUGGAGACUGCCAGGGAACAUGUUCUGCCCAUCGACUAUUACUUUCCACCCCAGAAGACUUGUUUGAUCUGUGGGGAUGAAGCUUCUGGCUGUCAUUAUGGAGCUCUCACUUGUGGAAGCUGCAAAGUCUUCUUUAAAAGAGCUGCUGAAGGGAAACAGAAGUACCUUUGUGCCAGCAGAAAUGAUUGCACCAUCGAUAAAUUCCGAAGAAAAAAUUGUCCAUCUUGUCGCCUCCGGAAAUGCUAUGAAGCAGGGAUGACUCUGGGAGCUCGGAAACUGAAGAAACUUGGUAAUCUGAAACUGCAGGAGGAAGGGGAGGCUUCCAGUGCCACCAGCCCAACUGAGGAGCCAACCCAGAAGCUGGCGGUGUCACACAUUGAAGGCUAUGAGUGUCAGCCUAUCUUUCUGAAUGUCCUGGAAGCCAUUGAACCUGGCGUGGUGUGUGCUGGACAUGACAACAAUCAGCCUGACUCCUUUGCAACCUUGCUCUCUAGCCUCAAUGAAUUGGGUGAAAGACAGCUUGUACAUGUGGUCAAGUGGGCCAAGGCCUUGCCUGGCUUCCGAAACUUGCAUGUGGAUGACCAGAUGGCAGUCAUUCAGUACUCAUGGAUGGGGCUUAUGGUGUUUGCCAUGGGCUGGCGAUCCUUCACCAAUGUCAACUCCAGGAUGCUCUACUUUGCCCCUGACCUGGUUUUCAAUGAGUACCGUAUGCAUAAGUCCCGGAUGUACAGCCAGUGUGUCCGAAUGAGGCACCUCUCUCAAGAAUUUGGAUGGCUCCAAAUCACCCCCCAGGAAUUCCUAUGCAUGAAGGCACUGCUGCUCUUCAGCAUUAUUCCAGUGGAUGGGCUGAAAAAUCAAAAAUUCUUUGAUGAACUUCGAAUGAACUACAUCAAGGAACUUGAUCGUAUCAUUGCAUGCAAGAGAAAAAAUCCCACAUCCUGCUCAAGGCGCUUCUACCAGCUCACCAAGCUCCUGGAUUCUGUGCAGCCUAUUGCACGAGAGCUGCACCAGUUCACUUUUGACCUGCUAAUCAAGUCACACAUGGUGAGCGUGGACUUUCCAGAAAUGAUGGCAGAGAUCAUCUCUGUGCAAGUACCCAAGAUCCUUUCUGGAAAAGUCAAGCCCAUCUAUUUCCACACUCAAUGAAGCUUUGGAAGCCCCCAUUUCCUCACCCCACCUCACUCCCCUUUUCAGAUAUCUUCUGCCUGUUAUAACUCUGCACUAUUUCUCUUCUGUGCCUUGGGGAAUUUCCUCUAUUGAUGUGUAGUCUGUCGAGAAGAUGUUCCUGAAUCCUGUUUGCCAGACUUUUUUCUAUUUUCCUUCUUUCUUCCCCCGCCACCUCCCCAUCUGACCCUCCCAUGGCACUUUCAGACUCUGCUCUCUGCAAUGAAUGUCUCUUAUCUGUGUUUUGAAUGGUGUUAUAUUUCUUUAAAUCUGUGAUGAUCCUCAUGUGGACCAGUGUCAAGUUGUGCUUGUUUAUAGCAGUGUGCUGUGUGCCAGCCACACAAAUGUUUACUCACUUAGUGCCACGGGAAGUUUACGGAGCUAAGAGUAUCUGGGAAAACCAAAAGUCAAACAAACAAACAAA
Messenger RNA from Myotis davidii, 1775 nucleotides. Its product is annotated as androgen receptor. Gene Ontology annotation, biological process: regulation of DNA-templated transcription; male gonad development. The record is from RefSeq and is a predicted model, not a curated record. The transcript is spliced from 7 exons. Gene Ontology annotation, molecular function: sequence-specific DNA binding; DNA-binding transcription factor activity; zinc ion binding. The coding region runs from base 152 to 1333 and encodes 393 amino acids. NCBI's taxonomy places the organism in Eukaryota, Metazoa, Chordata, Mammalia, Chiroptera, Vespertilionidae.